Messenger RNA from Schistosoma guineensis, 4926 nucleotides. NCBI's taxonomy places the organism in Eukaryota, Metazoa, Platyhelminthes, Trematoda, Strigeidida, Schistosomatidae. The record is from the annotation of a GenBank genome assembly.
ACUUAGCGCCAGGUUUGGACUGGAAAUAUUUGGUGAGAGGUAAAUGUCAUCUAAAUAUCCUUCUGCGAAGAAAGGCAACCGCAUAAGCUUAUGGUUUAAACGCGUUCUACCUGAUUCCCACCCACAAGUAAAAAAACGUAAUGAGCUUACCUCAUUUUCCGAAAAUGAAACUGAAUGCCCAGUUUGUUUGAUGCCUAUAGAAGAUCCACUGCGACUUAGUUCAUGCGGUCACUUCGCUUGUUCAGUUUGUUGGAGGAAUUUCAUCUCGUGUCAAAUAGAAAACUUUGCACUGGCUCAUCUCACAUGUGUAGCGUGCUCAGAACUAUUGCAGCCAUCAACUGUGAUUCAUCUCUUGUCUGCUGUUUCAACUCGUCAUGAGUCUUCACAAAGUCCCGUAAAAGAUAAUCAGUAUGACCGCAGUUUAUCUCGAUAUGAAGAAUUUUUACUUCAACAAGCAAUGUCCUGUGAACCAGAAGCGAGAUGGUGCCCAAGAGGUUGUGGUUAUGGAUUGAUAGCACACUCCUUCCACGCCUGUCCGCAAAUUGUCUGUCUUCAUCCAAUGUGCGAAGGACGUUCAUUUUGUUUUAAAUGUAGAAGACCUUGGUCCACUGAUACAACAAAUGAAAGUUCGUCAGAUCAAAAUAAUGUUAUACAUAUUUGUCCGGCUGAACAAGAUAUGCGUAGUAAUGCAUUAGAUGGACUGCGCUCUUUCUUUGGUAUUCGACGUUUUAGCAGGCAAAUAUCUGGUCAUAAUUUAAUAACAAAUGGCCCUCAACCAAAAGUUUCUGAUAAUACUUUACCAAUACAUUUAAAUACCUCGACUUCUAUGAAGGGAAAGCGUUCCCAUGUACUGAGAUCUUAUCCCAGUUCUACCAACUACUCCAAUGAUACUCGAUUAUCUAUGGAAGAACUAUUUACAAACGUAGAUCUUGAGAGUGCUAAUACUACUGCUCCUGUUUCAAAGGAAAAACAUCCGAUCUCUGAAUAUGAUGUGGUUAACUCUUCUGAAUCAUCUCCCAAAGUAAAGAGACGUCCUUCCGUAGAUUCUAAUGAUCAAAACUCCUUAGUGAAACCCUGUCCUAAUUGUAAAACUCUCAUACAAAAACUUAAUGAUGGAAGGUGUAAUUCUAUGGUAUGCUCAAUUUGUAAUUAUGAGUUUUGUUGGUUAUGUUUACGGGAAACUACAGCAACUCAUUAUUUGAAUUUUUCCGGUUGUACUGUAUUGGGUCGCAGCCGAUGGUCAAAACUUCGUCGUGUUGUUACUGUUUGUAGUAUAAUGUUAGGUACACCAAUCCUGCUUCCACUCACAAUUGUCAUAGCACUUCCUGCUUUAUCAAUUAACUUUACUGUACUCAUGACCAAACAUGUUAAUUGGAUGCUUCUUUCGAAAUCCAAACAUUUAAGACGGUUUGUUCUAUUCUGGGUUGUAAUCGCUGGUCUCAUUGUGUUCCCAGUACUAACAGGUAAGUGCCAUACUUUUGCCUUUAAGUUUUCUUCACUUGAUCUUGGUUUAAAUGAAACAACCCUCAUUUUAGUCACAUUAAGACAACAGAUCUGCGGAGUACCUUUUUCUGGUCUACGUUUUGCGGAAGAAUAUCAAACUUUUUGUGUUCAGUCUUAAAAUUACAGGAGUACAUAUGGUUUGCGACUGCAGAUCGCGCAUUACAAAAUAUAUCAUACCACUGUGGUUACGUUCACUUUUGAUUUUGCUUUCUAUCUGUUCAUGUUUGCAAUCUAAUUUGUCUCAUAGUUUUAUUUCCGUUGCUAAGCAUAUGUCAUAAAUUUUACCUUGUGACAGCUUGAAGUGGUGCACUGUUAUAGGAUAGGCUAUAUAUCACUUCAAUCGUUCAGUAAAUUAUUUGACUCGAAAAAAAUAAAAGUUCAUAAUAUUUCUAAUGCAAACUAAGAGUUGGUACAGUAUCAAACUCAGAGACUAUUUACAUAGUUUUCAGGUAUUUUUAUUUCAUUCUGUUUGCUAAUCACAUUAAUCUAGUUUUGUAAAGACAAUCGAAAUAUCCAAACCAAAGCAAAAUGGCCGUUCAUUUCUCCAUGCCUUUCAUUUAUUCAUCAGCUUGUAAUGAGAAUUAACUCCGGCAUGUAAUUUAAGAGAUAAAUCGUUACUGACUUUCAUUUUUAAAACAUCAAUAAAUCAUGUUUGCUAAAAACCAUUCCCAGAAAUCAUUCAAUGUAAACGAAUAACAAUGAAGGUUUCUCAAUUUCUACAAAGUGUAUAGUCAAAGAAUGGGCGUUAAACUAAUAAAAUAAAUCUGUUAUAUUAAUCGUAUGGCCCCGCGUUUUAAUUCCAGUGAUAAAAUAUGUAUCCCUAUUAACUAAGUAUAUUUACCUAGACUUAACUGUUGUGUAAUGAAUACGUUACCGAUUAUAUGAGAUGUUUAGUGGAAAUAGUCUUGAGAUUAUGUAUACUUCAAGGAUUCGAAUGCGCAGGCAAACCAUGCAAGCAAGAUGGAUAUUAACCUGGGCCAGAAUUGUUCAAUUAGUUAUAACUGAUUUUAAAUGACCAAAUAAAUGAUAAGAUAGAGAAACAUUACAUAUACAACGUUCACUUGGAUAUCUUCUUACUGUUAUCAAAAUAUUACAUUUUUCACCCUACUUGUCAGACGUUCUUCACAUAUCUUGUGUGUGAUUUAUUUAUAAAUACAGACUUUAUUUUAGAUCUGAAUUCUAUGAACAAGAAUAUGUAGCAGUAUGCACCACAUUUGUAGUGCAUAGCGGCGUGUUUACGGAAAAUAAUCGUAACAGUAAUAAUCCAUCAGCUAUAUGUGGUUAGUAUUCUACGUUAAUGCGUCAUUCGUCGACCUCACCAAAUUUAUUGUAUUGUUUGUAGUAGUCGCAGCAGCCAUAGCUGGUAGAAAAACGUGCUGUCGAAAUUCCGAUCGCAUAAUAACCUUUGCAUCUGAUUUUUAUUUGUGAUGGUGUUGUCAUUAAUUUGUAUUUAUUAAACAACCAGUUUGUCGACUGUCGAUGAGACAAAGAAACUAUCCUUGUAGCUACUUAAUUAUGGAGUCCGUACCCCUUCUCGGGUUACUGCCGGUCCAAAGCCCGGGUAAACAAGGAGGGUUAGACAUGGUGUCAGCAACUCCAUACCAUAAAAAACAACCUUGUUAAAACAGUGAUAAACAGAUUAAACAAAAAAUAAACCAUUCAAACUGUUCUGGAAGUUGGAUGAUCUUCGUUUAUGAGAAUUAUGACGCGUCAUGAUGAAAGCCGACAUUCUUCAGAAGUCACGAGGCCAAAGCCCCUUCUAACCACCAGAGUAAGAAUUAAUAUGGGUACAUGGGACGUCCGGACAAAGUGGGAGACCGAGAGGAUCAAUCAAGUGGCUAUGGAAAUGAGGAGAUACAACCUGGAGGUCCCAGGAAUCAGUAAAACCCAUUGGACCGAAGCUAGACAGAAAAGGAUAGAUUCAACAGAGGUGCUGUUUUACUCUGGUCAAGAAGAAAGUACUCCACACUCACGGAGUUGCUCUGAUGCUGUCCAAAGAAGCACGCAAAGUACUUAUAGGAUGAGAAUCUCAUGGACCCAGGAUCAUCAAAGCAUUCUUCACAACUAAGAAAGAGGGAAUCACAAUGAAUAUUAUCCAAUGUCAUGCACCCACCAAUGAUAGCAACGACGAUGAUAAAGAUAAGUUUUACGAGAGGCUGCGAUCGAUCAUAGAAAACUGCCCAGGAAAGGAUCUGACAAUCCUGAUUGAAGAUCGAAACGCCAAAGUUGGAAUGGACAACAACGGUUAUGAAGAUAUCAUGGGACGGGAUAAACUAGGAGAAAGGAACGAGAAUGGGGAGAUAUUUGCAAAUCUAUGCGCAUUCAACAAAAUGGUUAUAGGCGGCAUAGUAUUCUGACACAAAGCUACGUGGGUCUCACCGGAUCACAAUACAGAGAAUCAGAUCGAUCAUAUUUGCAACAGUAAAAAAUUCGAAAAGUCGAUGGAAGACGCGAGAACCAAGAGAGGUGCUGACAUAGCUUCACAUCAUCACCAACUGGUGAUUGCCAAGACCAAACUAAAGCUAAAGAACCAGUGAACAACUGGACAAAUAGCACUACCAAGGUUCAAUACAGCCUUCCUUCGAGAUACUGACAAACUCAGUGAAUUGAAGAUACCUCUGAGCAACGGGUUCCAAGCCUUACAAGAUCCUACUCACAGAAGCAAAGACUACUAUGGAGGACAACUGCAAAGGGAUCAGAAGCACUAACUUCAACAUGUCAGGAGGCUCUGGGCCGCAGCAAGCAUCAUCAUAAAGAAUAGAUAUCUAUCGAAACCCUGGGCAAGAUUCAAGAAAGGAAGAACAAGAAGAUAGCAAUUAACAACAGCCGAACAAUAACAGAAGUCAGGUUACAAGUUGAACAUAUAAAAGCAAACAAUAUAGUGAAGAGGAGCAUUAUAGUCGUCAAGUAGAAAUACGGGGAAAACCUAGCAGCGACAGUGGAAAAACGCUUCAAGAAAAGGAAAUAUGAGACAGCUAUAUGGCACGACGAAGAAGCUGGGAAAUGUAGUAAUCUAGAGAGACCGGUCAAGGACAAAGAAGUUAAGUUGAUCACUGAGAUUCAAGAACAAAGGAACAGGUGGGCAGAGCAUCUGAGGAAUUCUUGAGUAGACCAAUCCCAUUGAACCAACCAUACAUCGAAACAACACACGCAGAACUUCCUAUCGAUGUCACUCCACCAACAAUCGAAGAAAUCAGAAUGGUCAUCAUACAUAUCAAUCGUGGGAAGGCAGCGGGACCUGACAAAAUACCAGAUGAGUCACUGAAGUGAGACACAGAAUUAACUUCAAAAAUGUUUGUUGAGGGCUAAUUUCCUGUAUAUCUGACUCCAAUAAAUGAUACCCCGUUAACUGAGUAUUUAAGGUAGGCUAAAUCUCCUAGUAGAACUAUGGAUUUACUUACUUACUUACGCCUGUUACUCCUC